This is a messenger RNA of Varanus komodoensis (Komodo dragon), 1752 nucleotides long. Its product is annotated as cystine/glutamate transporter-like. Gene Ontology annotation, cellular component: membrane. Lineage: Eukaryota; Metazoa; Chordata; Lepidosauria; Squamata; Varanidae. Gene Ontology annotation, biological process: amino acid transmembrane transport. The transcript is spliced from 12 exons. The record is from RefSeq and is a predicted model, not a curated record. Gene Ontology annotation, molecular function: L-amino acid transmembrane transporter activity. Bases 134 to 1582 code for a protein of 482 amino acids.
GCCUGUUAAGCAAAGAGGGAGGGAAACUGGCUGAGAGUUGACCAGACCCUCCAUGCAGGGGGUCAGGGAAGGAACCUGCAGCUGAGUCCAACACAGAGACUUCCUGUGGUUCAGACUGAGCACUAAGCAAGAGAUGGGAGCCUGCAGGAGAAGGAGCCCUCCGAGGGAUGGGAAGGAGGAGGCUGUUUUCCUGAGGAGGAAGAUCACCCUGCCCCGGGUCAUUGCCCUGGGUAUAGGCACCAUGGUGGGCAGCGGUAUCUUCAUUUCCCCCAAAGGGGUGCUGCAAAACUCGGGCAAUGUGGGGGUCUCGUUGAUCGUGUGGCUGGCUUGUGGGAUCCUCUCUCUGUUUGGCGCUCUGUCCUAUGCUGACCUUGGAACGAGCAUCACAAAGUCAGGGGGACAUUACAUUUACCUUUUAGAGACACUUGGGCCCUUGCCAGCCUUCCUAAGGUUAUGGUCUGAGUUUGUUAUGAUCCGCCCUGCAAAUAUGGCUGUGGUGUCCUUGGCAUUUGGUCAAUACCUAAUCGAGCCUUUCUUUGCCCCGUGCCAAGCCCCUGCCCUGGCAGUGAAGUUGACCACUGCGACAGGAAUCACCCUGGCAAUAGUUGUAAACUGUUGGAGUGUUAGCUGGGCUGCUAAUGUACAGACGGUACUCACAGCUCUCAAGAUAGCCACUGUUGGCCUGAUCAUCGUUCCGGGGAUGAUGGCUCUGGGCAACGGUCACUUUGAAAAUUUCCAGGGUAGUUUUGACACAAGUUUGCUGUCGCUUGACAAGCUGCCACUUGCUUUUUACUCUGGAAUGUUUGCCUAUGGCGGGUGGUUCUACAUAAACUUUGUGACUGAAGAAAUUGUAAACCCUACGCGGAAUAUCCCACUGGGUGUUAUGGUGUCCCUAACCGUGGUUACAGUAUGUUACAUCCUCACCAAUGUGUCUUACUACGCAGUCCUGACACCACAAGAAAUUCUCGACUCAGAGGCAGUAGCCCUGAGCUUUGCUGAUAAAGUUUUCAAGAGCAUCUCCUCUGUGAUUCCAAUCCUUGUAGCCCUGUCUUGUUUUGGUGCAUUGAACGGAGGAAUCUUUGCUGCAUCAAGGAUGCUGUUUGCAGCUGCAAGAGAAGGACAGUGGCCAGCCUUCUUUUCAAUGAUACACCUUCAAAGGCACACUCCGCUCCCAGCCCUGAUAUUAAUGUUGCCAUUGAUCUACUUGAUGGUGUCCAUUGGUGAUCUCUAUGGUCUGCUGAACUUCUAUAGCUUCUCACGCUGGUUCUUCCUUGGCCUUGCCACACUGGGACUCAUACUACAGCGUUAUCGACACCCAGAAAUGCCAAGGCCCUUCAAGGUGCCUCUGUUUAUCCCACUGGUGUUCACAAUAGCCUGCUUCUUCAUUGUGGGGACAUCCCUGUAUGCAGAUCCUGUGAACACCGGCAUAGGCUGUGCUAUAACACUGACUGGCUUGCCUGUUUACUAUCUGGUGGUUCAGAAAACUAGACUACCACGCUGCUGCACAUCCAAGUUCAAUUCCUUGACAGUGAAACUGCAGAUCUUGAUGAAAGUGGCUGUCCAGGAAGUCCAGACUUAUUGAAGGAGUUGGCAAAGAAUGCACAGACCACAAGGGCCCUUUGUAUCCAUCCCUCACAGAGCACUUCAUACACUGAGGAACAGACCUCCAGUCCACAUUUAAGCAAGUGGAGAAAGACGUGUGAUAAGCCAUUAUCUUUUGUACAGGAGCAUCCACAAGCUCACCUUAGCUUU